Messenger RNA from Monopterus albus (swamp eel), 1805 nucleotides. RefSeq names its product hyaluronidase PH-20-like. Gene Ontology annotation, cellular component: acrosomal vesicle. The transcript is spliced from 4 exons. The record is from RefSeq and is a predicted model, not a curated record. NCBI's taxonomy places the organism in Eukaryota, Metazoa, Chordata, Actinopteri, Synbranchiformes, Synbranchidae. Gene Ontology annotation, molecular function: hyalurononglucosaminidase activity. Bases 316 to 1683 code for a protein of 455 amino acids. Gene Ontology annotation, biological process: carbohydrate metabolic process; hyaluronan catabolic process.
AGGCAACACCUCCUGCGGUCACUGGCCCCUGAAUCCUCUGUUGCAGUUUUUAAUAAAGCUGCUUCAAAGAGAGUUUGAAGGUUUCAUCACUCUUUAAAAGUAACAUUUUCUGACAUAAUGGGAAAAUCUGAGAUGUGGUUUUAAUUGAAAAAAGAAAUGUAAAAUUCUGGUGGUUGUGAAGAUGUCAGAAUGCAACUUUUAAAUUAGGAAGAAAACAUCUCACAGUAACAAUCAGUUUGGGGCCUGCUGAUUUCCUUCUAACACUUUGGACAUCGACUAUUUCUUUAUUAAACCAGAUCAAGUUACUGAUUCAAAAUGAACCCAGUCAAACUGCAUGUCUCCAUUUUCAUCUCAGUGUUGACCCUAGUGACCUCUGGCCAGGCUUUACCGAGGACACCCCCUCCAUUGCGCCCUGGCCACCCCUUCCUGUUCAUGUGGAAUGCUCCGACCGAGCUGUGCGAGAGCCGCUUCGGCAUGCCUCUCGACCUCUCCUACUUCCACUAUGUCAGCAGCACGCUAAAAACGGCAACCAACCAGAGCAUCUCCAUAUUCUACACUGACCGCUUUGGCAUCUUCCCCUAUGUGGACGAAAACACUGGUGAGAUAUACGAUGAGGGUCUGCCACAGCUGAUAGACUUACAGGAGCACCAUGAGUUGGCCGAGGAUGACAUCAAGUACUACAUCCCUGUUGACCAGCCGGGCCUUGCUGUGCUCGACCUUGAGGAGUGGAGGCCGCAGUGGGUCCGAAACUGGGGAACCAAAAACGUAUAUCAACAAAUUUCCAUCGAAAUGGUCAAGAAGAAGAGUGCAACCUUGUCUAACGAGGAGGCAGAGGAGCGGGCAAAGAUCAUGUUUGAACACGCAGCCAAGGCGUACUUCCUCCGCUCCAUCCACAUUGGGAAAAAACUGAGGCCCCACAAACUCUGGGGUUACUACCUGUACCCUGAGUGCUACAACUACGAGUACAAACAGGACAUGGUGGGCUUCACUGGAGAGUGUCCCACCACUGAGAAGGACAGGAAUGACGAGUGCAAACAGUCCACUGUCCUCUUUCCAUCUAUUUACGUGGAGAUGUUGCUCAGAGACUCUCAGCAGGCCCGGCUGUUUGUCCGCCAUCGCAUCCAGGAGGCCAUGAGGGUGUCGACACUCCCCAACAGCUCCUACUCCAUCCCAGUCUAUGCCUACAUCCGCCCCUUGUACAAAGACAGCACCAAUGACUAUAUGUCAGAGUUUGAUCUGGUCAACACCAUCGGAGAAGCUGCUGCUCUUGGUGCUGCUGGCGUGGUUUCCUGGGGAGACAUGAACCUCACAGAUUUAGAGGACUCCUGCUUUGGUGCAGGACGCCACCUGGAACAAGUCAUGAACCCAUACAUCCUGAAUGUCUCCACGGCAACGCAGCUCUGCAGUAAGGCGCUCUGCCAGGGCCAAGGUCGCUGCGUGAGGAAGCGCUGGAAUGACGAUGUCUUCCUCCACCUCAACCCGUGCCGUUACCGGAUCCGACGGCACCGCCAUGGCCGCCCACUGACUGUGAGAGGCGGCCUCUCACAGGAUGACAUUGACUGGUUCGACCGUAACUUUGACUGCAUGUGCUACAGCGAGGAGCCGUGCAGGUCAGUCCUGACACUCAACGUCGUCCAUGAACACGCCUUGUCCCCUCCUGCUGGUGGUGAUGCUACUGUCUGAAGUAUAUUAUGAUGUAAAUAUAAAAUUAAAAACAAACAUGAUGCAUAUGUUGCAGGAUAUGUGGGUGCACGCAAUAUGACAAUUCCCUGCUAUGGUGUUAUUUUUAACUGGUUUUACUCGUC